This is a messenger RNA of Zophobas morio, 513 nucleotides long. It is a transcript of the gene Cpap1-d, whose product is annotated as U-scoloptoxin(01)-Er1a-like. The transcript is spliced from 3 exons. The record is from RefSeq and is a predicted model, not a curated record. Gene Ontology annotation, molecular function: chitin binding. Lineage: Eukaryota; Metazoa; Arthropoda; Insecta; Coleoptera; Tenebrionidae. Bases 149 to 496 code for a protein of 115 amino acids. Gene Ontology annotation, cellular component: extracellular region.
UAGUAAAUAGUGAACGGCUAUCACGGCCUGUUUGACCCAGAUUAACCCACCAUACCAUCAACAAAUAUAUUCGACGUUAAGGGAUAAUUUUUGUUUUGUUGUUUAGUGGCCGCUUGACCGUUCAAACUUGCGAAAGUUUCGUGAAUUUAUGAUGAAGGUUUUGCUUGCGAUUUUCUGUCUAGUGCUGUCGGUGUAUGGGGGCCACUACAUUAUACCGGGAUCGCUCCCCUACGACGGCUACCAUGACCUACACCUGCCCCACGACCCCCCUCUGUACCCCACGCUGGCCCGCGUUCCACAAACGGGUUUCACGUGUGCCGGGCGCCACUACGGGUACUACGCCGAUGUAGCAAGCGGAUGCCAGGCCUAUCACCUCUGCGAACAAAACACAGCAGCGUCGUUUCUGUGCACCAACGGGACCUUGUUUAACGAGCAGUUCCAAGUCUGCGACCAGUUCUACAAUGUCAGAUGUGGCUCUCCUUAUAUAGAUUUGUAAUAAAUUAUUUAUUUGAA